GUUAACGGUCAGAAAACUGAGAAAUAAAACGGAGUAAACGGGCAGUCGAGCAGCAAACAGACGCACUCUAGGUGAAAGUAGGGAACCGAAGAGUUCUACCUUUUUUCCCCACUAUCCUCUCUCUUUCCUGUCCCUUCUUUAUUCUACUUCUCUCUCUUCCCAUCCUCUCCUUCUCUCUCUCUGUUUCUGUGAUGCCGAGCUGUGGGUGAUUGUAUGCCCGUGACCAGACUGAAGCUGGGGAAGCUAAAGGUGGUGCGGCGGCAGCUGCUGCAAAGAUAUGAACACCAGCCGUUUGUCUCCUGCCUGGCCGGCCUCUAUGGUUGCCAAUGGAGACGAUAUCAAAGAGCCCGGGCACAACCAGGAGAGUGCUGCUGCAGCAAGGUGGAGUGUGGGAGUUUUGGCCUCCUGAUCCUCACCUUCUUCCUGAGUUUUCUAUUCCUCUAUUUCUGGAGUGAAGCUCAGAACGACUACAACGACUUUGACUGGUUUAACUUUGGGACUCUUGGUUUCUGGUUUCCCUGGUCUCUUGUCCUGCUGGUUGUUGCUGCUUCUCUCUUCACAUACAUCGCCCUGCUGUUGGUGCUGGCAGUGUGUCUGCUUUCUGAGGGUCAGAGGCUUUACCUUCACUGGAGCCACAAGACUGGCAUCGUGGUGACGUUGGCAUUCUCCGUCACAGCCACCGCCAUCCUGUCUGACCUCUGGAGCAAAGAAUGGAAGACUCUUCUCCUCUCUCUGCAGGUGACAGCUCCGUUCCUCCAUGUGGCUGCAGUCUCACUAAUGGCAGUUCUCUCCUGGCCCAUAGCGUUACACUUCUUCCGCAUGAACAAGAAAGUGCGUCAGGUGGCUGUCUUGGGUCUCUACCUGUCCAUGCUGUUCUCUCUCUACCUGGUCCCUCUGGGAAUGUACUCGCCCUGUAUUAAAGAAGCAGGAACACUGGGACCAGCCCCAAGACUUAUCGGACACAGAGGAGCUCCAAUGCUUGCUCCAGAGAAUACUGUGAUGUCGUUUGAGAAGGCAGUGGAGACUGGAGGAGAAGGACUGGAGACUGACGUCACCAUCAGUUAUGAUGGCAUUCCUUUCCUGAUGCACGACUCCACUCUGAGGAGAACCACAAAUGUUGCUGAGGUUUUCCCAAAUCGAACACACCUCGAUGCCUCCAUGUUCACCUGGUCCGAGCUGCAGCAGCUGAAUGCUGGCGACUGGUUCUUAUCGAGGGAUCCAUUUGGUACUGUGUCGUCCCUGUCUGAGGUGGACCGCUUGCAGGCCCAGAACCAGUCUGUUCCCUCACUGGCCCAGUUUCUGGAGGUAGCAGCCCGUGGCGGCAGACUAGUGCUGUUUGACCUGCGUAGGCCACCGUAUGGACAUCCUUACAGCCAGUCAUACAUCAACACAACUCUGCAGGUGGUGCAAGCCCACAUCAACUCCUCACAGGUGCUGUGGCUUCCAUCUGAGGACAGAGAGUUGGUCCAGGCUGUGGACCCAGAGCUGCAGCAGACUUCAGGGGAAAAAGCUUCUAUUCAGGAACUGACAGACAGCCACAUCACCAGACUGAACCUGCACUAUAGCACAAUGUCUCAACAACAGAUCAGUAAGUACCAGUCAGUGAACAUCAGCACUAACCUGUAUGUGAUCAGCCAGCCUUGGCUCUACACUCUGGCCUGGUGCGCUGGAGCUCAGUCUGUAACCACCAACUCCAUCCACGUCCUGUCCAACAUCAACAAGCCGCUCUUCCUCAUGACUCCAGAGGAAUACAGUCUGAUGUGGAUUCUGACUGAUGCCGUGUCUGCCCUCCUCAUCAUCGCCAUCUUCAUAUUCCACUGUAAGUACCAGUCAGUGAACAUCAGCACUAACCUGUAUGUGAUCAGCCAGCCUUGGCUCUACACUCUGGCCUGGUGCGCUGGAGCUCAGUCUGUAACCACCAACUCCAUCCACGUCCUGUCCAACAUCAACAAGCCGCUCUUCCUCAUGACUCCAGAGGAAUACAGUCUGAUGUGGAUUCUGACUGAUGCCGUGUCUGCCCUCCUCAUCAUCGCCAUCUUCAUAUUCCACUGGUGGAGAGAGCGAGGCCUGCCCUUCUGGUCCGGCAGCCGUCAGACUCAUGAGAACGGACCAUACAGCAAGUUCAGGACGGAGCUGAGUGAUGUGUGGUCCAUCUCCAGCGUCAACGUCCGGCCUGAUUUACGGAGCACGCCCAAUUCACCCGGCACUCCUCACCUGCCCACCAUCACAGAGGAGUGACUUGGGGAGAGAGACAUAGAGGGAGACAAAGGAUGAGAGAGAGAGAGAGACAGAGAGAGAGAGAGACAGAGAGAGAGGGAGAGAGAGAGAGAGACAGAGAGUGCUAAAGGCUUCAAAUCUUGAGCAUCUCUUGAUAAAAUUAAACAUUCAUGACUAAAUAAGAAACCAUCAAGUCGGAUUAAAAACAUUCUUGGUUCUUAACUCAAGAGUUAACAAGGAAAAUUACAUGUGGUUUGCUUUUAAUUCACAUGUUGCUAAAUUAGUAAAAUCUUUUUUGUGUCAAAUAAUCAAAACUGUUGUCUUUGUCAGAAAAGUGUUUAUGUAGAAGCUCAUCGCACACAGUAAGAAGACGAUUGAGAAAAUGAAUUACCACAGCCUUUAAAUAAAAGAGAAACGACAAAGUGACCAAGAACAGACACAUGUAAAGUGAGAGACAUCAACGAUCUCAUCUUUCUCCGCCUCCUCUGUUAUUCUCUCAGUCUGUGGACUGGACUGAACUGAACUGAUGAACCAGACCUCAUCACUGAUCUGCCAUCAGUGACAGAGAGGAGAGACUCUGGACAUGAACCCGGUUCACAGGCAGCAGUGUCACUUUCUACUCUAUAAUCUCAUAGAUGCCAUUAAACUGUCUGGGCAGUGAGGACAGUGAAACACUGGCCCUUGACAACAUGUUCAUGUCUGGUCAUUCACCACCACCAACUCAGUUCAACAACGCAAGAUGUCAAAGAAUCUACACCUCACAGAAGAAGGAAGAAAACAAUGAACAAAUAUAUAUAUACAGCUGUAGUAACACAUGAGUCGCUUUCACUCUCUCCGUCUCGUGUUUCUAGUUGAUAAAAACGAUGUUUGACGGAGGAAGAGCGGAGGACUCGGGGUGAAGCUCUGAUGCUGAUGGAAACUGUGUCUUCAGAGCAGGAGACAUCUGGACAUGAUGAAAUGGACUGAGUGUCCUCUGUAUGAAUUCUUCUACUUCAUUUUCAGCUGUGUCGAUAUCAGGUGCAUCAGACCAAACCUUAAACCAUGUCUUAAAUCUUAAUGUCUCGAGUUGUUGGAUGUGGUGUGUGAACUGAACGCUGUUCGACUGACAGGAUGAAUGUAAACCCGAGGCUUGAGAAGGUAUCGGUAGUUAAAAUAUUUAUGUUUGUUACUAAAGUGAAUGUAUUAUCAAGUGGGGCCAUGUUUCUCAAAAGCAUAUGAGAAAUGUUCUGGCUGGGUCUUCUCACUUUGGCUGCAGAUUUGUGCCAAAUGUCGUUUGAGCUGCUCUAAAUAAAGAUUAGACAAAGAU
This is a messenger RNA of Seriola dumerili (greater amberjack), 3523 nucleotides long. RefSeq names its product glycerophosphodiester phosphodiesterase domain-containing protein 5-like (gene gdpd4a). Gene Ontology annotation, molecular function: glycerophosphodiester phosphodiesterase activity. The record is from RefSeq and is a predicted model, not a curated record. Gene Ontology annotation, cellular component: membrane. The coding region runs from base 214 to 2238 and encodes 674 amino acids. The transcript has 19 exons. Lineage: Eukaryota; Metazoa; Chordata; Actinopteri; Carangiformes; Carangidae. Gene Ontology annotation, biological process: lipid metabolic process.